This is a messenger RNA of Sclerotinia sclerotiorum 1980 UF-70, 1371 nucleotides long. RefSeq lists its product as hypothetical. The transcript has 3 exons. The coding region runs from base 1 to 1371 and encodes 456 amino acids. Gene Ontology annotation, molecular function: acyltransferase activity, transferring groups other than amino-acyl groups. The record is from RefSeq and is a predicted model, not a curated record. Gene Ontology annotation, biological process: polyketide biosynthetic process. NCBI's taxonomy places the organism in Eukaryota, Fungi, Ascomycota, Leotiomycetes, Helotiales, Sclerotiniaceae.
AUGCCCAGCAAUCCGCCAACAAAAACGAAUUCGGGCAUCUCAACCUUUCAAUCAAUGAAGAAAGUAUGUACAAUCAACAACUUCACCGGCAUUGAAACCCGCUCUGCAAUCGGUACAGUCGACCAUCCCAUGGCCAACAUGAAUCGCGCUCCCACAAUUACCGAACUCUGCUCCAUAUUCCUGAAAGACGGUGUUGCUCUCGCCGUAACCGCAUGUCGCAAAGCUCUCCAUGAAGCUCAUCUCCAAACCUCCGACAUUACCCAUGUUGUGAGUACAACUUGUACCAAUAGUGCCAAUCCAGGGUACGACCAUUUCGUCUGCAAAGCCUUGGGAAUAACUCAACCGGUUGAAAAAGUUCUACUUCAUGGAAUUGGAUGUAGCGGUGGUCUUGCGAGUUUGAGAACUGCGGCGAAUUUGGCAUUGGGUCAUAGUUUUAGAGGGAAGAAAGCAAGGGUUUUAGUUAUGGCGUUGGAAAUUAGCUCGUUGCUAGUGAGGAGUGAGUUGGAUAGUGUGCAUGAGUUACAGGAGACGAGGAUUGGUGUUACGCUUUUCAGCGAUUGUGCGAGUGCGUGUGUACUCAGUAAUGGUAUUGGUGGAACGGGAGAGGAAGAGAGUGUUUAUGAUUUGUUGGGUUGGGAACAUAAGAUGAUUCCGGAUACGGAACAUGAUUUGGGAUUUGAUGUUGAUCCACUUGGCUGGAAAGUAAUCCUGUCCCCACGCGUUCCCAAACUCGCCGCCGAAGCCGUUUCCCCCAUCUACCAUUCCCUGAUCUCCAAUCUCCCGCACCUUCCUGAGUCAUACCGUACUCCCGCCGAUUUCGACUGGGCGCUUCAUCCAGGGGGUGCAACAAUCCUAACCGGCGUUGAAAAAGCUAUGAAUAUUUCACCAGAACACAUGAGAGCUUCAUACGAUACAUACAUGAAACAUGGAAACUCCUCCAGCGCGACAAUUUUCAGCGUAAUGGAUAGAUUACGAUGUAAAGAUAUGGAUGGCAUUACACCCGGAGGAAGAGGUCCCAAAGAAAUGGUCGUUGGAUGUGCUUUUGGACCUGGUAUCGCCGUUGAAAUGUGUCUCCUGAAGCGGAAUUUAAGUCAUGUGAAACGGGAGUGGGAUAGCGGGGUCCAAAGCAUCAUCGGUGGGGAAGUUACCCCGCCAUUGACAGAAAGUGAAGGGACUAGAAGCGUAAGUGAAGGAGAGAUAGAACCGGAAGACUUGGCGAAAGUAAAGGAGUCAGGGGAUAAAUUGGAUGCAAAAUUACAGAAAGUGGAACCCGCGGUUCUAGAACAAAAUGCGCAGCUGGAGUCGCUGGGUAAGGAAAAUACAAGGCCGGAUAGUUUGGAGGAGGCUCUUAAUGGUGUGCAGCUGGACUAA